AUGUCGACACAAUCCCCCCAACCUCUUACUCCUCGGGGUCCACGCAACAAUCGUCGUUCUCAGAAAAAGAAUACAACCCCGCAAGUACCCAAGACCGCCAUGCUCAGUACACCACCUUCCUCUCCACCCAGACAUAUGAGUCCUGCUGGUGUUGCGACAGAUUCGUCGAAUAAUGUGCACUCAAAGAAGAAGCCUCAGCGCUCAGGCAAGAAACCGAACCAGGGUGCGGGCAAUCGCGCAUCGCCAGCGCCGAACGGACAUCGCCACACCUCUUCCCAGCCUAGCAACGGCACUCCUAUGAAGGACAACGCGGCAUAUGCAGGUCCAACCUUCCACGCAUCGCCUGCCCCCUCGGCUCUGCCGAUCCCUAGUUUUUUCUCAAAGUCCUUCCCUGAGUCAGACCUUGCGCCCACUCUCGAAACGGAUAGCGAAGAUGCGGAAACCGAACAGGAUCUGGAUGUCACACCCUCCAAACCACGAGCACGACCUCCGCCUACUCAGCCUCCUCGAGCUACCGCCAAUGGAACCGAGCCAAGCCCUCUCGACUUCCUUUUCAAGGCAGCGGUGCAGGCGCGAAACUCGAACGCCAUGCAUAGCCCGGAGCCUGCCGCCCGGAUGCGCUCUCCGCAGACCGAUUCGAAAGUGCUCUGUCCCAAGCCUCACACGGCUCCCGGUGACGUCUUCGCAUUCGAGAUGGGAUCUCCCCACCAGGCGCGUCCGCCGAUUGACCCUGGAUUCGCUCCUUCCUACCAGGAUCGCAUGGAUGCUCUCCGAUCGUCUAGUUCACCCGCUCAACCUUUCAAUGCGAUGGACGCCGAGCGCCGAGCUAAGAACGAAGAGCUGAAACACAUGCUGCUCAACCCGCGUCCCCAGAAGCCUCCUGGCUCGAUAUCUCCUCCGGUCCCUAAUCAGAACGGGCCCUAUGCGCCCCGCCCGAAUAUCAAUUCUCACGUCCCUCAUUAUGCGACUCCCACGCGCACCCACUCGGGUCCGUCAGUUCCUCUAUCCCACGGCUUCCAGGGCCGGCAACAGCCGGUACUCAACGGCGCUGGCCGCCCUCCAGUCUCAUACUCAUACGCCAACUUCGAGCAAUAUCGCAACUCCGGCUCACCCCUGAGUCGCGAGGUCCCUCCCAAUGCGAACCCUUCUACUCAAUCGUCGCCAUCUCCCUACGGAUAUCAUAUGCCUAAUGGACAUGUACCCAUGCAGCAGCCAAACUUUGCGUCUCCCCAGCCUCAAUAUGGAACCGCCUCGUUUGAUAUGCCCACGAAAUCUCCGUCGCCUUGCAGAACCAUGGAUGCCAAUACCAAUCAGAUGGCAGAUACCCUUAAGCGCAUGUUGAAGAUCAGUGCGGCCCCGUCCCCAAGUUCGGCCUCAGGUAUCCCGCAGGCCGGAUAUCACCGUUCCUUUGCUGCUUAG
This is a messenger RNA of Penicillium atrosanguineum, 1419 nucleotides long. RefSeq lists its product as uncharacterized. The record is from RefSeq and is a predicted model, not a curated record. The coding region runs from base 1 to 1419 and encodes 472 amino acids. The transcript has a single exon. NCBI's taxonomy places the organism in Eukaryota, Fungi, Ascomycota, Eurotiomycetes, Eurotiales, Aspergillaceae.